Messenger RNA from Necator americanus (New World hookworm), 558 nucleotides. RefSeq lists its product as uncharacterized. The record is from RefSeq and is a predicted model, not a curated record. Bases 1 to 558 code for a protein of 185 amino acids. The transcript has 8 exons. NCBI's taxonomy places the organism in Eukaryota, Metazoa, Nematoda, Chromadorea, Rhabditida, Ancylostomatidae.
AUGGUGACAAAUAAGACAAAUAGAUCAAAUCAUCUAUAUCGUCGAUGUGCUCUUUUUGUGAUAGGACGCAUAGGCAGAACCCCGAAGGUCUACAAGCAUUUCGAGCUGAUAGCUAUGCGUUACGCACUUAUUGUUAUUGCCCUGGCUGUGACUGUGAUGGAAUGUUCUGACCAAUUACCAGACUGUGAGAAAGAUUUGCCUAGUAUAGCACCUGCUCUUGGCAAAGAGUUAAGAAAGACGUUGUCAGACGGAGUUCAAGCAAACAUGAAGGGAGGCAGCAAACCGGAAUACAACUGUUACCUGGAAUACCUCGGAUGGUUGGGAUUGAACGACACAUCUGAUAGGUCGCUGGGAUGGCUCAAACACGCAGACACAUAUCUUUUCAACUUCACCAAGGAGGGCGAAAAGGAAAACAAGACACCUACAAAAGAAUUCCUCACCAAAUUGGGAAAAAACACUAAUAUAACGGAAAAACCUUGGAAACGGUUCGGUUGCAACUACAUUUACAAAGAGAAAGCGUAUAAAUACACCUGCAUCUUCUAUCAUUAUGAUGAGUAA